CCUCGACUGGGCCCGCUCGAGCGCUUCACCAUUCGGCGGAGACGCCGUGCAGUGAGCGCGUCUCGCACGCAGCUGCGAUGGGCGUUCACUCCGACGACAACGCUGCCGCCGCGUCGCCGCAGCGGUCCUUGGACGUCGUCGUUGCCGUGGUGUUUGCCGGUACCGAGCAGGAGCGCCGAUCCGCCGGCUGUCGGCGAUGAGGCAGCCGCGUGCUCGGUCCAAGUCCGGAGGAAGCCGAGAUCUCGUCGGCAGGUCGUACGCUCCGCUGUCGUCGUUCUCGUCGCCCGGCGCGCUGCUUCUGCGCCCGCGACGCUAGCGGCGAGACCGUGAGCAGGUCGGGCGGCACCGUUUCGGAGUGAUCGCGCGUUAGGCGUGCCCAGCAAGAGAGAGCCGCGCGAGAGGAGACAGCUGCGCACUCUGAGCCGUUGCUGUCACGGGAAGAGCUCUGGUGCAGGGACUGCGCUGGACGCCCGGUAAAGUGACUUCUAGCGGCGAGGUCGCGGAGGCGGUGUUCCCGUGCGGCGGCGGUGGAGGCUUGCGUCCACAUCCCGAGAUCCCCACGAUAUCGGCCGCCGUCAGGAGCGCCUGCUCGCCCAUGGAGAAGGAAGCCGGGUCAGCCCCGGCAACUGCCUACCGCACCGGAUACAAUGUUAUGAGCUCCCGGUCAUCGGACGGGACCAACGUGUGCUCGAUCAUCUUGACCUUCAUCUCACUGCUGGUCAUAUCUGUUACGUUCCCCUUCUCACUCUUCUUCUGCAUCAAGAUUGUGCAGGAGUACGAGAGGGCGGUCAUCUUCAGAUUAGGUCGUCUCGUCCAAGGGGGCGCCAAAGGCCCAGGUCUCUUCUUCAUCAUACCGUGCAUAGAUACCUACUGUAAGGUGGAUCUACGUACAGUAUCCUUCGAUGUUCCCCCGCAAGAGAUCCUGUCCAAGGACUCAGUGACAGUGGCCGUGGACGCGGUGGUCUACUACCGCAUAAGUAACGCGACCAUCGCCAUCACCAACGUGGAGGACUACGGCCACUCCACCAGGCUGUUGGCCGCCACCACGCUCCGUAACGUGCUCGGCACCAAGAACCUGUCGGAGAUUCUGUCAGAGCGGGAGUCCAUCUCGCACGUCAUGCAGGCGAGCCUGGACGAAGCCACCGACUCGUGGGGCGUAAAAGUCGAACGAGUCGAAAUCAAGGACGUCCGGCUCCCUGUACAGUUGCAGAGAGCCAUGGCUGCCGAAGCUGAAGCCGCCCGUGAAGCCCGGGCGAAGGUGAUCCCCGCCGAAUGUGAGCAGCGGGCGUCGCGCUCCCUCAAGGAAGCCGCUGAGGUGAUCGCCGAGUCACCUUCGGCACUGCAGCUCCGCUAUCUGCAGACGCUUACCUCCAUUGCGGCGGAAAAGAACUCCACCAUUGUUUUCCCGCUGCCGCUGGAACUUAUGCGCGGUCUCCUCGCCAGAGGCCACGACGACGACUGCGGCUGCACUUCGCGACAUCAGAAGUGAUGUGGCCUCCGAUGUCCGCGCAACAUUUUGCCUGUUGCUGCUCCUCCCUGCACGCUAGAAGGAGGGGUCGCGUGUCUUUCGCUCUCUCUCACUCUUCGUCUAUCUGUACACUCUUACGUUUCCACAAACAAGUACGACCAUCAACAAUCUUGCGGCUCGUAGCCCCAAACUACGAGUUUCACCAUGUGCAGACCGUUCAGACAUGCUGCGUUAAUGCGCGAUUUCGUUCUCGAGAUAGGCGCGCAGUAGCAUCUGUCCGAAGAGGUUUUGCCCACGAACUUGGUGAAGCACUGCGUGCUGCUGUUAGCUACAUGUGUGGCCCUGUGUGUGAGCCAUGAAGUGGGCACCUCUUCUCCGACGUCUCUUUUCGCAAACCCCCACAGAUGUGGCUCGUUAACACAGGUCUGCGUUGUUUCUCUAACGUGCGUGCGUAGGGGAUGCACAACGCUUCGAUGGCAGCUCGUGGUGCUAUGUGGUACUUGUUCAUAGGCAACUGGUUACGAGUGUGAGCUGCUGGCCUUGUUUGUUUCUGAGGGGCACGUAGCAACAGGUCACGAACACUACAGCCACACGAUGCACGAGCGAAAGCGCCUUGCGCUCCGCUUGAAAUGUUAACAACGCGAUAGACUGCCUGAGUGGUGCGAACGAUUCAGCCUGCCUCGUAACGUUACCAGAAUCCCUCCUUCUCUGUGUAUGGAUAGCGAUUUCACUGGGCAAGAGGGAAGUAAAAAAAAAAAUUGGGAGUCCGUCCAUCGUCCACGAUAACUUGAAAGCGGGCGCUGCGUUUUUUUUUUUCUUUUUUUUCUUCUGUCUUUUCUUUCCGGAGCGGCUUGCACAUCCACACCUCGACAGAACGUAAAAAUCUACUGCUGAACAAAAAAAAAAAACUUCUUCUUGGGCAAAUUGGUGCUUAGAUUUCCUAGGUAGACUGUGGCACGAAAUGUAUUUCGCGCCACAGUCAAGCACACCUAGGAAAUCUACUGCUGUAGUCAACGGACUCAUGCCAUCACAGUGUUUCGGACUCGUUAUAAACCCAUGGAUGUUGCGCGGCAAAAGUAUACCUUGCGGUUUUAUAUUUGGCAUCGCGCUUCGUAAAGCCCGAAUGACAAGCAUUGGACUCGGUCCUACGUGCCGCUGCUCCCGUGCGUGGAUUUCGAUUCGCUGCCUUCGCUGCUUAAGACAUUCGAAAAAUGUCGACUAACAAAUGCUUUUAUUGGCCUCCAACUUUGCGGCUGCAAAAGUGCUGUCAGCGUUAUUGCAGGUGCCAUACCGAUUAGAAUGCCUCAGGAAACUCAGGGCCUUGACAGGCACUAAGUUUCGUCCUAUUAGCUCUUCUCGCGCGGGGGUCAUUCUCGUCAGUGGUAGUUGUGACGGCAUUCCUUUCAAGGGCUAAACGCUCACAUCUGGAUGCUCGAAAUAGUUUACGUAGAUGGUUAGUGCUUUUCACCAAGCUGUCGUGGUCAGCUAUCGUGGUUCUGUGAAUGUUUGUGAACGCCGUGAUAUUGACCAUUGCCUUAAUAAAGGUAGCAGCGUUUAAAUCCACGGCAGUUGCUCACCUUAAACAACAGAGCUAAAAGAAGUAGGCGCAAAAGAUUCCAGCCAACACUAGACUGAAAAAUUCCACGGUGGAUUGGUUGUUCGUACGUUGCAUUGGUUCCAAAAGACGGAAGAUGGGCACAUUUCACUAAAGCUAAUGUCCAGCUGCGCUAUACGGAAUGAAUCCCAAUUAAUUAGGUUAAGCGAAAGCAACGUAUUUUCUUACAUUACUGCAUGGUUGAGCGCUUUACAAAUCCCACCUUAUUUCUGCGAGAAAUUUAAAAAUUUGCCGACUCUAGGCUCAGGAAACGAAAUUGCAGUUGUAAGGCAUCGUAUGUGUACUAAGGUCGCUUAUUUAACUUGUUUAAAGAAAAGCACUGACGCGUGGAUUAAAAAGUAUAUAUGUAUAUUCUGCGGUUUUACGUGUCAAACCACGAUCUGAUUAUGAGGCACGGCGAAGUGGAUGAUUCCGGAAUAAUUUUGACCAGCUUGGGUCGAAUUAUUCCUAAAUCUAAGUACACGAGCAUUUUUGCAUUUCGCCCCCAUCUACACGCGGCCGCCGCGGCCGGAAUUGAACCCGCGACCUCGAGCUCAACAGCAGAACGCCAUAGCCACUGGGCUACCAUGCACGUCUGGUUACACUCGUAUCCCGGAGUAAGUGCGUCCAAAGGGGAAUUCAUACCGCCGCUGUCGCGGAUAACAAACGGGCAGACCGCGCGCCCAGGAAGCCAAAGUUUUCUAGUACAGUUCGCAAGUAUUUAGUGGCUUUUAAGUGAUGGCUGUUUUAUUCAUUUCUACAGAUGUCUGGCCCUUAAAAUGUAUUAAAGAGAAGUCACCGAACAAAAACGUUGAACAGAACAGCGGCCUUUCGAGCGCCGGCCUUCGAAAAGCUCGAAUAUCAGGAAGAGAGUUGUCAAGCGAACAAGCGCAGCAUACUCCUUCACCCAAAGAGCCAAAACGUAAAAAUGUGAAUAGCAGAAAAACUAGAAGCCUUCGGCAAUGACAGUUUCCCGGUAGUUCGCAAGCCUCGGUAAUGAGUUGAGUACCGGGGAACAGAAAAUUAAAGAAACGGGACAAAAAAAAAAUCUUGCUGUAAAGUAAGCUUGCCUUUCUUUCACUUUUGUUUUCUUUUUUCCUUUCUGCAUCCACAGAGGUAUGCAGGGUAAAUGGCGGCCUUCACUUCAAACGUGCUUCCCCCGAAAUGCCCGGGAAGAAACAGAUUGAAGCUGACGAACAAGGGGCGAGUAUUAAAAGACGCACCUGCCUCAUGCCCGAUGUCUUCUCGUCAAUGCGAAGCUGUAGACGCAACUAGAACAAGCGUCUGGGUGAGAUCCGCUGGGCCGCUCGUGAUAAAGAGCCGCCGGUCGCUAUAAAUUAGAUUAGUGGCGGACCCACGCCGUCGGCGAGAGGACGUGGGGGAAAGCGGCGUUGCUCGGUAAACACUUCGCGGACGCCCUUCUUUGCUUGGUUGGGCCGCGUGAUCUUCCGUCUUCACCCUGCUAUAGCUCACCCCGAUCCUUGUACUGCUUCUUUCUUCUUUUUUAUCCCUGUUACCAUUCAAGUGAUUCGUCUUUCAGCUGGCGUUCUGAGUUUUCGCUUCCAGUACAAUGUGCACACACACAGACACUGGGUAUGCAGAAAUUGAAAGGGAAUGAUGUGUUGAUUUCCUGCUUAGACACUUGUUCCCUUCCUGCUCGCCUUAUUUGAUUAACUGUGUGCUUAUGCGAAUUUGUUUAACAGCUGUGGACCUUUGUUUCUUUCUUUCUUCUUACACGUGCAGAGUAGCGCGUCAGGUUAGUUCACGUUAAGGUUCCAUAUUUGCAGGAUACUAUCGGAUGAAAGCAGCUACUGCCGUAGAGGCGCAGAGCUACCUUGAAAUUGUGUUCCGUGUGAAGAGAAAAUUAGGCCAAAGAACGCUCGUUCGAGCUUGCAUAAGACAAUGAGAAAGCUAUAGAUAUUGAUAGGAAGUCGGCUACUGAUGCAGCUAAUUAGAAACCCGGUUGCGCACGGACAUUUAGCCGAACGAUUCAUUCGCCCUACUGUAGUUAAUUCAAUGAUCCAUUUGUUGAUUUGUUUCUUUUUUCUUUUUUGCUUGCGCACUCAUGAGGCCAAGUCACGAAGGCUUAUACGUUUUCCCCUUUGGUGCAUGUAUCGCGCUCGGUUUCUGAAUAGAAGAGGGCGCCUUCGAGAAGCGCGUGGUUGCCGCGCAGACUUUGCUGGCACGCGAGCGAAUUAAGACGUAGAUAUAAUUACAGUAGAACUACAGUAGAUAUAAAGCGCACAAAUUUAGACUGUGACUGCGAUGGGAACUUUCGAAAAUGCGAGGCGGACGUCGCCCCUAGCUGUCCGAUUUGAUAGCUUUUAAAGUUCAAAGUCGCUCUUUGACUCCUUUCCACCCUGGGAACAUCACUUAAUUUCUCUAGAGGCGAUGCGAGGUCAGUGAAUAUGUCUCUCCUGCUUGUUUUGUUUUAGUUCUUUCUUUACUUCAUAUAGACAAAUGUGAUACGCGCGUGGACAGCUUAGUAUGCAAAAGCCGUGCGUCCAAUAUUACAAAUAUUAUGACUGGCUAACCUUUUUAUGUCGUUUUGAGGUUUGACGCGUUCUCUCCCGGUUUUUCUUUUUGUAUUUCUUUUUCCCCCGCAAGUGUAUUCUCACCACAUUCAUAUAUUUUCCUAGCGCGUGACAAAAUUUUCCGCGUGAAAUACGUUUGGCACACGAGCCAAGGCUACGGGAAAUUGAGUUACGCGUAGACAAUUUUGGGGGUAUGGCGCUGUUUUAUAUCAGGCUCUAGGCGGGGGAUCCUUCUUCUCAGGUCAUCAAAGCCGGGUCCUCAAAAAAAAAAGGGGGACAGAAUUGACGAAAUAUGACCGCUAUGCUUUUCUUAACGAAACAGAAGAAGCGUUACCGAGUUAGAAUACCAAAUUCUUUGUCGAGCAUUAUGCUUAUUUUCCCCCCAAACUACACGAUCCGGCUCUCCAAACUUAAUAUUAUGCAAAAUAGCUGGUUUUCGAAAUUGACGCAUAACGCAUCUUUUCAUUUUUCCCCUUUUUUUUCGUUGUUUCGAUUUUUCUUUAUUGAUAUAGUGCUUCACUGGUGCUCAGCGCGACUUCAUUGACGUAGGAAGGCUAACGCAGCAAGAACUAGCUAAAAAAUCGUUCUUGGCUGCGAAUGCUUCUGGAGGGGAGACAAUUCACUUUCCGAAACAUAGUCACAUAGGGACAUUGUUGUGUAGAACUUUUCUUUAAUCGAAAUUAAAAUAAAAGAAAGAUUUAGUCAGCAAUAAUGGCGACGACUACUCUUUUUUAUUGAAUAGUAAUAUACUAAGAAAUAUUGUAAAAUAAGAGGUAACGACACGGGUUCGGAGAAUCUACAGCUGUCCUAGAUGAGAGAAUAAAUUAAGUCCACAUAUAGUCCUAGACAAAAUGGGACAUACGGAGACAAAAGGCGUGGACAAAUUCCACUACACACUAUUGGUAUAAUGUUCCAUGCAUAACAACAUGAGACGUGCUCGGCGGGAGGCGUCACCCCUCUCCCAAUUGAAAAAAAAAUCUGUUUGACACUUUUAUUCUGCACAGUGUAAUCGCCCAAGUUGCCUGCAAGGCUCGAGGUUCACGUACACAGAGUGAUAUACGGGUAUGACCUGCGCAGAAAUAAAAGAAUAAACGUCCUUACUUUGGCUCGAUAGCCUGCUUCAACAAUAUAAUUCCAUGCGUGUUACUUGCAUGUAUAGGCCGUUAUUUGAUACCGUAAUGUUACGCCCAUUUGACCUCUUGGUGAAAAGAUGAAUAGCUCGCGACUUUGGUCAUGGUAGACUGACGGCUGGAGCGAUUCGCUGUUACUGUUUUUUCAUUUCAUAUGCGACUUCUGCUUCGUGAUCGUUCAUAACCCUCCACGUAUAAGCCGAGAUGGACUAUUCAGCUUUUUCAAUAGCUACUUUCCGGGUUAUGAAAGCAAGGUUUUGGUUUUAACGCAUUUUUAUAACGACAUAAUUUAGACGUGAAGGAGUCAUCAGAUGGUUACUGUACUGACCCUUUCAGCGGGCCAACACAGCCGCCACCUAAAUUACUUAAAAUUUCCGCAGAGGUUAUCUUGGAGACUACUUUAGAAUGUGCGCCGAUUUUGUGCGACUGAAAUGCGGCGCAAAGAUUUUCGGCUACGAUCAGAGGCGUUGUAAGUCAUUCAUACAUUGAAGCGCUGCGGAGCUGCCGGUCAUUUGCCCGCCUGUCGGCAGUAUAGCCGGAGUGUCUAUGAGGCAAUUAUUCUGCAGAUUAAAGUAGCGAUCGCCCCCGCCCCACUUACGAUCCCGCUUCCUGUAAGACUGUCUCAUUGUGUCAACCACGCUCUUUCGUAGCCUUUAUAAAAACGAGUGUUAAGCAAAAUUAUUUCAGUUUCACUAGCUGCCUGAAGUUUUCUUUGUUGACGAUUUAACUCAGAGGGCGCUCCGCUUGGUUGACUUCGCUAUGUACCGCCAACUUCAGCUGAACACAGAACAAAUACGCUGUGCAUCGGUGAUGACAUCAGCUAGCGCUGCUCACGUCGCACACUAUUGCAUGAUCCGAACUUCAUAACCAGGUCGGAAGCGGGGCUGUGGGCGCAGGAAUAAUAGCUUUCUGUUUUAUUUUAUUUUUGCGUACAUGUGUUUGUGUGUGUGUGUGUGCACCAAAAUCGUGGUCCCCUUUAUUACACUGUUUCGCAUUAAAAGCUAUCGGUUAUUUCAGAGGCAACGCAUCCAGCCUAAGCAGGAAAAAAAAGAAUGAGCGUUAUGCAGCGUUUAAAAAGAGAUCGCGCUGUCCACUGCAACCGUCAGUGGCCCACGACUUGCACCAGUGACCUCGAAGUGUAGUGUUGCAGCUUUUCGAAGGUUUUACUGUCCUGAAAGCUUCUGCAAGGAUGUCAACUUUUCGAACUCUAGGGGGGCAUCGUGUGGGAGCAUGUCGUUACCGAGUUUACAUUUACUGGCCGUCUGGAAGGCAACGUGUAGGCGUUAGUUGACCAGAGUUGUGUUGCCAAACGCAUGCGUUCUUUCUGCUUUGUUACCCGCCGCGAUAGCCCAGUGGUUGUGGGGUUGCGCUGCUGGAGCCUCGAUCGCGGUCACUUGUUCGAUUGCGAUGGGGGUGAAGCGUAAUAACGGUCGUGUACUUAUAUUUAGCUGCACGCUGAAGAACCCCCUGCAGGGGGUCCAAAUUAUUCCGAAGUUCCCCACUACGGCGUUCCUCAUAAUCAGAUGCUGGUUUCAACUGGAAAAAAACCUAAUUUUUUUUUCUUUCUGCUUUGUUCGAAGAAACCAGGUCUGGCCUUUUACCACGGUUUGUCGGCACUGCCACGUAGCUCUCGAGCCCGCGCGAGAAGCGAACGCGGUCUACGCACUUUGUAGUUGUGACGUCCUAAUGUUGCACCUUUGUUUUCGUCAAAGCACAUCGGCGAGCUCAUUCGAGCUAUGCAAACCGAAAUAUAAAAAGCUUUGAGCUGAAUUGUUCUCGCUGUAUCAGUAACAAAAUACCGACAAAACUUCGGUGAAACGCCUUCAUCGCGACAACGCAGACGUUUUUCUGCGAAGUCUCCAGCCUCUGUCGCUUUGCUAACAUCCAGGAGCGCUACGUGCUAUGGCAAUUUUCGCGAGAGUUAUCGUCGGCGGCUUGUCAUUGAGAGAAACGAAGUGACAGUUUUCCCAGCCUUGCGAACAUAAUUACACGCUUGAUUUUGUUAUUGUGUUUUUCAACAAGGGAACUGCAGGAAACAUGGUGUCCUCUCGAUUUGUGGGCACAGAGAGGACCAGGGAUAAGCGUUCCGCACCCAGAUGUAGCCGACGAUAACGCCUGUACGCCUCUACGCCUGUAUUACGUAGGAAGUGCUAAUGGUUAUAUAUGUCAGUUGUCAUAUGCGGCGGAGAUACAUGCGGCUCGAUAUCAAAUAUCUCGAUUGAAAGUAUCUGUGCGUUGCCAUGUGUGCAGCUUUGUGCAUCGGCGGACGCUGCUGUUUGUUUUUGCUAAAGCUUAGCCAACCCUCCCGGACUUUCCUGACCGUGGCUGCUGCUUGUCAUGCCGAAUAGGCGCGCGCCUCACUUCAUGUAUUACGUUCGCGCGAGACCAAGUUCGCGCGAGAUCACGUUCGCGCGAGAGCAUGUGCGAGCGCACCAGUUUCCGUUAGGCCAUGGACGCAGCAAUGACACGGGAAAAAUAAUUGUCAACCAGGCCUGUCUUUUGCGUCGUACUUUGCUCAGCGUAUAUCUCCUCCUAAUUGUUCAUCCCUUGAAAAACAUCACCUUCGUCUUUGUGACAUCAUGCGUCGACGUCUCACAGUGUGCAUUCGCAUCAACUGCUGGUUGACUCUUUAAGUCUUAGGUUAUCAACAAUGUAGCUCUCAAAAGUAAGAACUGCACUGCAUCGCACUAAAGUUGUGAACCGUACAGUUCGUAAACAUAGGCACUGCACGACAUUAGACAUUGCAUAGAUGAUCACGGAGUCAAUUGUAUGCAUCACAUUUAGUUUCGUAGCAGUUAGGUAACCGCUUUACGAAAGCUGAUCUUUCCAUUGAUUCCAACGUGUGCGUUGGAUACACGUAAUUUGUUUUUCUUCGAGCCUGUUAUGAAUUAUCAGCAAUUUACUGAAGAACAUAUAUCUUACUUAGAAUUCAUCCUAGAACACAAAGUCUGGCUUGAAUAUGAACUAAAUUUCAGAACUGUUCCGUUAUUUUAUGAAUUGCUUGCUGUGGAAGUGCUGAGAUACCUUUCGUGACUUUCACUGCCGUCGCAAAGAGCGGUUAGUCAGCGUGUUCUUACUGGACGUUAACUAGGAAACAAAAGUUAUAUCUCUGGUUCACGUUGCACCAAGACGCAGUAAUGCACUUGGUACCGCUCGAUAACGGAGCGUUGCCACUCGUUACCUCAGCAACAGCAAUCCUUGUUGGUACCUUUCUAUCGUGUCGAAUGUGAGGGAGAAUAUCAUAACCAACUCGCCUAGAUAUCCGAGUCAGAUAUGGUGUUAUUCUUCAGGAUGGAUAUUCAACAAGUAGCGAGCGCUAUCGUGAUUGGUAACCAGAGAAAAUGUUGUCGCCAGUGCCACUGCAACUGCCUUCAACUGAACGCGGGUGGUUCGAUCGCAACCACGGACUCGUGAGCUUCAAUUUUCCACGUGAGGUGAUGGACCUCGGAAUUCGGGGCUUAUUACCCGGAGAAGCUUUUUCUUGUGGCGAUGCCAGAACGAUUGUUUUUCCCUCAAUUUCACGGCAUAACUACUCAGGCAGAGAGCGCCGCGACUAAGGUUGCGGACUGACGUGGCGCGAUUUAUUGCCGUGCUUUGAGGCCCACUAAAAUCCACGAUAGCGUGGACGUGCUAGGCAUGAUGAAGUAAUGAUUCCUGAAGGGUGGCGCCCUCACCGAACAAUCUGUACAUAAACGUGAAUACCGCUGGCCUUUAUCUCUUUCUCUCUUCCUCUCUCCGAAUGUACAUGGCGUGACUAUGAGACGUACACUGAAGUGUCCGUAAUAUAUAACAUAUACGUAUACCUACGCAUGACACCUUAACGCUCCACAUCUCGGCCAAAGAGCCUGUGUUGCAACGCGGUGUGUGCUGUAUGUCUGCAUGCUUCUACCGGAGAGGGACGUAACGUCCGUCGCGUCAUUCUAAAUCUGUAACGGAGGCUUUCACGCUCACAACACCACCCGCGAAUCUUUGGCGAAACCGCAUUGCGGGUCAUUGCGACCAGUGGCUACAGUUUAGCGCGAGCUACUGCCAAAAUACAACACCGCGUUAUUCAAUAUCGACUUAUCCGGGUGUUGCAUUUCCAUAGGCAUGUGGCUGAAAUUUCAUCCCUCAGAGCGGGUUUUUGAAAACGUGCACCUUUCGCGGAAGUUGUUGCAGCAGAGGUAGCUGGAAAUGAUCUCGUUAAGAGACGUGCGCCACUGUCUCAGCAGACUGGCGUUGUUCGACGCACCCAGUAUAAUGAAAGCCCGUCCGUGGUUUGCGAAUCCUGGCUCUGUUGUUUCCACACCUAUACAGGCACAGUCGGUGAGCGAAAGCAUGAACCGUCAAUUACCGCCAAACUCCUGACGCUGUGCGGAUGCGACAGCUAAAUUAAACACAAGUUUCUUGUUUUCAAUUAGCUGAGAGGUGGGAAACAAUGUUAGGUUCUGCGGAAAGGGAAACUUAUUUUCACCAGUGUUAUUAGCACACCUGCAGAGCACGUGUGUUACCACUGUUGAGGUGUUUUCAUCACUAUACAUAAAGAAAUAUAAAAAUAUGUUAUAUACACUUAUAUAUAUACACUACGCCGGACGAAAUGCCUGUAGAGUAAAACGACAUAGUGCGAGAAGUAUUUUUCACGAGUUGACAAAAUGUCUGGUUGUAGCCGCGCGUGUGACGCUACAGGAGGUGCAGCGAAUUGAUUGUCACGGUGUAAGUACUCGAGGGCGCCUUCUCACGGCGCCCACUAGAUUGUUCUCAGCUGGAGCUGUCCUGUAGCGUCUACACGUCCGAGCGUUUCUUCACUUUCUCGCGCGAUUGCUUGCACUGUGGUGUGAGAGCGUUUUCUGGGCUUCAUUUGCGCGAAGCUCGCUCUUGUUGUCGUUUGAUUUGUACACAGUUUCACGUGAAAAAAAAAAGAUUACCAAUGUUGUUUGUUCUUUUUGUGUGUGUGAACUCGCUAGUUUUCUAGAUACCCGCCCUCUUUGCACUUGUCUAAAGAACGCAUGGGAAGGGCAUUACGUCUCCUGGAGACCGGUGGUUGUAGGCGUCGUGCAUCUGAGCUUGCGCUGCGGGAUCCGAUAGACCAGGCUGCUCUUCAUGCAGGCUCUGUAACGAAGGCGACUGCCACUUUGAAUCACAGAAACGUGGUGUAAGGCGUGGCCAACUUUCUUGCAAUUUUCCUUUCUUAGGGAAAGCAGGGAUGGGGGUGAGGGGAGGGGGUGGCAGGAUAUUUUGGCGACCGUUGAGCAUCAUUCAGCCUGCGGCCAGUAGUAAAGGGCAGCUGCGUGAGCCAUUCAACAGCACCAAUAACAAGCGACGGUGCCGUGCCUGGCUUGCCUGCUCGACGGCGCAUGCUCAGAUGCAGGCGCUGCGAAUGGGCACAAACGCACUUCGGAGCGCUCCAAUCCCGCUCAGUACAGACGAGUGUUGCGGAAUCUGUACUGAUAUUUAGAUUUGUUUGUCAAUGCUUUGAUCAAAAUAGUGGCCCGCAGUUGCUAUCGUUUUGCAAUUUUGACUACGUUAAUGUUGCAUUUAUUCAGGAUAAAUCAUUAGUCAUGUAUCUUUUCUUAAAUAAUGGAAGUCAAACUUUUUCUCUUGUUUUUUUUUCUUUUAGAAAGUGUAUCAGAGUGUUUUACGCCUGCUAUCUUCGCUGCUGUCAGUGUUUGAUGCGUGUGACGAUAGUUUAGACGACAGUUCGUCGAGGUCCUCCAAGGGCAAGAUCGCAGAUGGAUAGCAGCAUGUUUAAUUUCUUCGACAACCACUGCCUCGCGCUAAAAACACCUAGGACGCGUUCCCGUAUGGGAACGCGUUUAACCAUAAAAGUCGGAUCGUGACAGUUUUCAGUGCCUAAAGAAGCACAUUGUAAUUACAAAA
Molecule: messenger RNA, 12582 nt
Organism: Dermacentor silvarum
Lineage: Eukaryota; Metazoa; Arthropoda; Arachnida; Ixodida; Ixodidae
Product: band 7 protein AGAP004871
Exons: 9
Coding region: 596-1489 (297 amino acids)
Cellular component (GO): plasma membrane
Source: RefSeq, a predicted model, not a curated record